Molecule: messenger RNA, 1704 nt
Organism: Cucurbitaria berberidis CBS 394.84
Lineage: Eukaryota; Fungi; Ascomycota; Dothideomycetes; Pleosporales; Cucurbitariaceae
Product: Pex24p-domain-containing protein
Exons: 2
Coding region: 1-1704 (567 amino acids)
Biological process (GO): peroxisome organization
Cellular component (GO): peroxisomal membrane
Source: RefSeq, a predicted model, not a curated record
AUGUCCACCCCUUCAAGAUCCACCAACGAUGCGUCGUCGCCGUUGCCCACGGGUGACCCGAACCCGCCCACCUAUGCCACCUUUACGCCCUCGAACCUAGGCCAGACCACGCCGCAGACGAAGCUCCGCUCUGCGAUACUGGUACACCAGAAGUCGCCGUUACUCGCUGCUACCCCGCCGCAGAUUACUCGUGUACUCGCCUAUUCGCAUCCGUUUAUACUGCCUCUGAACAGAUUGGCUGGGUUGCUAACAUGGACCACUGGGGAUCCGUGGGAGAGCUUUCUCCUGGUUGCGAGCUUUUGGGCCGUGGUCAUGUAUGGUGAUGCGGUGACGAGAUAUGCAGGGCCUGUCAUCCUCGUCUCUGGCUUGAUAUUAGGCAUGUACACGCGCAGAUACUCUCCACUCUCUUCGACAGGAUGGACUGGAGAGAAGGGCCAGAAGGGACAUAAGCGGAUCGAGUCGGAUAGCAACAUCAAGCAUCAUAAGAGCUUAGAGGAAAUUGUGGAUAGUUUGAAGCUAUUUACGUCACGCUGCAACAUCUUGCUGGAUCCCUUCCUCCGGUUAACCGACUUUCUCUCAACUCAAAGGACGGCGACGUCUGCCACAACACGACCAGCACUCACUAUACUUUUCAUCCGGAUACUGUUUGUAUUGCCGCUAUGGAUACUCCUUACAUUUCCACCCUUCUACAUCCUGUCAACAAAGCGAGUUGUACUAGCGGUUGGCACAGUAAUACUUAGUUGGCAUUCACGACCAGCGCGUGUCACACGCACUCUACUUUGGAGAUCAAGGACAGUACGGAAAACUUGCGCCUUUCUUACUGGGCUUGACUUCGGCAAAAUUGUAUCAACGGACAAGAAAGGAGCACCACCACUUCCGCCUCGGAAGAAGAGCACACAAGAAGUAGCAGCUUCCUUGGCGGCUAAGCGCCGACCCGAGUCUACAGGUGUGCGUUUUACUUUCUCCAUCUACGAAAAUCAACGACGCUGGCUGGGUAUUGGAUGGACCUCUUCUAUGCUUGCCUACGAACGAGCUUCUUGGACAGAUGAGCAUCUGAAUUCUGUGCCACCGAAGGACCAGUUUGAGCUCCCAGAGGUCGAGGGAGGCCACUCGAGAUGGCGCUGGGUCCAGGGAAGCGAGUGGAGGGUUGAAGGUGGUGAGAAGGAUCGCAAAGCAGACAAGACUGCUCCGAAGGAGGACGAAGGGUGGAUCUACUACGACAACAAGUGGCGAGAUGGACGUAGAGGUCAAGAUGGCUGGGGUCGCUACACUCGCCGUCGAAAGUGGUACCGCGACGCCGAACUUGUCGAGGCCACACCCUCCACAGAAAUAACACCGGUGCCGACACCAAAACGCAAGCCCGUAGACGACUCAACAGAGCCUCUUGAUCCCAACCACCUCACAAAACUCUCUUCAAACCUUAGCACCACAUCUACAUCUACAACUACCGACCCGACCUUGGUUGACUCUGCAAUGUCUGACACAGAUGCAGCAAGUACGAAGAGUAAGAGAAGCUGGUUCAAUAAGAAAAGGCGGAGUAAGAGUACGGGAGGCAGUGUGAGUAAUGCAACCGUCGCUAGCUCGACGAAUACAGAUGUUAGUCGGAGGAGUGAUGAGGAUGAUGUGCAGAGUCCGCUUGAUAGGAUCGCUAGGGAGGAUGAGUGGAGAUUGGGGGAUGACAUUCGCCAACACCUCGAUAUCUAA